AGAUUAUAAUACGAGAACAGGCCGGGCAGAGACACUGAGGCACGGCCAGACGGGGCCACACUUUCAGUGGUGGAUGGAACUGAUCAAACUCCCAUAUCUGGACACUGCAGGAAACCGAUUGCCCCAAUGAACUCCGAUGGAUCAGGCCCUGGGUCUUGGCUCAGGAAACGUGCUUCCCAUCAAGUCCUAGUCCCAGCUACCAUCACAGUUUUGAUCAUCAUCAUCGUUACUCUAGCAGCACUUUUAGCAGUGGAAAAAUCCAAAUCACCUCUGGCUGCUCCGGGCCCCCCUGCUGGGCCCUGCUGCCCGGACGGCUGGAUCGGGUACCGAGGGAAAUGCUAUUAUUUCUCAGAGACUGACGGGAACUGGACCUACAGCCAGAGCCAGUGCUCUGCACUCAACGCCUCCCUGGCUGUGAUCGACAGUGAGCAGGAAAAGGAUUUCCUGCUGCGCUAUAAGGGCUUCCUCGACCGUUGGAUCGGCCUCCAGAGGGAGCCAGGCCAGCCCUGGAGAUGGCCCAAUGGCACCGAAUUCAACAACUGGUUUCUGAUAAGAGGAGGUGGCGACUGUGCUUUUCUGGUGGACGAGGGUUGGUUCAGCAGCUCGCGGUGCAGCACAGGGAGACGCUGGAUCUGCAGCAAACUCGAUGCCUGUACAAUGGGGCAGGAAUGUAUUGUGGAGUCAAAACUUUGAGACUCUUAGGAACCAGGCCUGGAAAAGCUUUAUUGGGGACACACCUGCCACUACCUGAAGAUGAAGGAGGCUGGGUCUAUAUUCUUUAUAGACUCUCCCCAGGGGCAAAUAGGUCUCCAGAGUUAGAUUCCUUGGGGCUAGAUGAUAUUUUCCCUUUGCUCAGUUUAAUGCCAUUAGUUUGAGUUCUCUGCCCCCACAUGGCUUCUGCUUAACCAGCCUCUUCCCUCCUUAGGGUUCUCCCCUCUCAGUUCGUGGCCCAGCACAGAGGUUCCCAAACUGGUAGAGGAGCUCGUUGGAAGGGACACACAGUAACAAGCUGACUCCUUUAAAUGACGCUGGUCCAGCCCCCCUGUGCUAGAACAGGUGUUCCACAUUUGGCCAGUUAAGAGGGCAGGGCAGCGCUUGGAGCUAUAGACUGGCCAUGGAGGAGGAGGUCCUUGAAGGAAGUUACGGGAUGUUGCUAGGGGAAGGCUGAUGAGGGGAUUGGCAGAUGGAUUUACCCGCUGAUGUCCCCAUGCUGGAGCCAGAGGGAGCUGAGGGCCAGCGGAGCAGUGGCAGGGCCGAUCUGCUAGAGAUGAAAGGUAACAGAACAAGGCGAGUGCUGGAUAUUUCCCUGGUGAGGAUGAACUCCCAGGGGAGAGGCUGUGGGGGUUGCUACUGGGAAGAGUGGGUUUGCACUCCCACUGGAACACCCGGGCUGGCUGACAUGGCAGAAGGACAGGAGAGGACCAAGAGCAGCCCAGAUGUGGUGGAAGACACUAGAGUGUGCUCCAUUGAUGGACCAGAUGUCAUGGGAUUUUAAGGACUAUAUGCGCUGGGGGUGAUAAUUGGACUCUCUUUUGGAACCUUGCCGUGGACUAAAUAAACUGAGCCUAGGGAUGGGUCUCAUCUGGGUGGAUAAGCUGUGACUUUAAAAAAAAUCUGAAAAGAUCAAAUUUUGAUUAUUUAAAUUAAAACAGAUUUUUUUUAUUUAUUUUUACAAAUAAACUUGUGUUGAAGCCUAAACAUGUCCUUAACAAUAAGAUGUUACAUAUAAAACUUAAUACUAAGCAGGACAUAUUUGCUGCCAUGUUUUAAUGACAGUCAGACACUGAACUGCUGGAAAGCCUGGGCUAAGCACCUGGAACCAGAGUUUGCUGAAGUGCUAAACCAACUUUUGACAGCAAUAGCCUCUUCUGUAGGUGUAGAGAGAAUAUUUUCUUCUUUUCAGUGUAUUCAACUAAUUCAUUUAAAGUUAAGGAACCACCUGGGGAGUUGGCAAACUAGUGUUUCUGGUUGUUUUUUUCCCCAAUGUGUGAAUAAAAAACUAGGUGUGAGAAGACAAGAUCUACUAGUUCUAAAUCCUGAGGGACAUGGUGACCAGAAAUAAAUAAUCAGUUCAAUUCACUAACUGCAGCUACUACUGCCUUUGUUUAAUAAAUCGGCUUUAAAUGCAAACAAUGGUUUGAUAAGAAAAUAAGUUUAUGUAUCAAACACAGUUAAGGUAGUUUUUUUAAAUAAAACAUAAAAAUGCUGAUUUUUGUGCACUUUUGAUUGAAUGUAUAUCCAAAUAGAGCUUGACUUAAAUCACAAGUAAAAGAUUAAUCUAGUAAUAAAACAUGUACAAAUUAAUCUGAAUAAAUGUACAGUAAGCUCUAUAAUUGCUCAAAUGCAUGUGUCUAGGUAUGGUGUAUCCUCCUGGUUAGCAAAAAGAAGCACCACAUUGAGUGUAAAGGCUGUAUUUAAAGACAUGCUCAUCUGAACUCAUGGUUAUCAACCAAGACGAAUUCAGGAAAAUAAAAAGUACAAAUGCAAAACAAUUUAAAUUGAUGAUUUAAAUCCAGGGUUCCUGUUUGCUGAUUUGAAUCAUGCUUAAAAUUGUUAAUUUAAAAUCAAAAGUGAUUUAAAUUAAUCCACCGUGGGUAUGAUAGAAACAAGAGCCUGUCACACAGUUCUUAAGGAGGAGGGCAAGCGGGGAUGGCAACCUCAGUGCUGUGGGGGCUGAGCCACAAGGGGGCACAUGGGGCUGAGGUGGAAUCAUGUACAGUCCCCUUGAAGGGGUGAUGGAGCCUGGGGCCAGCAAACCCUGCUCCAUCACAUGGCUCCGUUAAGGAAAGAGGUACCCAAAGAAGCAGCAGACCAGCUGAAGAAGGUGGCUACCGUCUUAACAUGCUAACACCCAGCUGUUAGGGUAACUGCCAGGAAGAGGCUGAGGGCAGAGAGCCUGAGGAGAACUGCAGGGGAACCUUGAGACUCUCUGGAAUAGGAACCAGCACUGAGACUGGGGAAGCCAGCUCGAAUUGCAGCACAGCCCUGAGGAGAAGGGCCGUGAGGUCCCUUAACCACGGGGAGGGAGUUGAGUCAGGUACCAGGGCAGGAGGAGACCAGCAGGAAGGACUCGCUGGCAAGGCUAGGGACUGCAGUGGGACUGGCAGAGCUCUCUGGGCGGGAGGUGGGUGGGACAGGAAUCUAAAGCCUUGGCACAAGAGUGAAAAUACUCCCUGGGAGCAGUGUGUGCCUCAGGGGUACAGUGUACACAAGUCUCCUGUAGGAGCAGAGACAGA
Mauremys reevesii (Reeves's turtle) is the source of this 3236-nucleotide messenger RNA. RefSeq names its product C-type lectin domain family 2 member E-like. Bases 127 to 693 code for a protein of 188 amino acids. The record is from RefSeq and is a predicted model, not a curated record. The transcript is spliced from 5 exons. Lineage: Eukaryota; Metazoa; Chordata; Testudines; Geoemydidae.